Lizanozyma spartinae is the source of this 2325-nucleotide messenger RNA. It is a transcript of the gene TSR1, whose product is annotated as Tsr1p. The transcript has a single exon. The coding region runs from base 1 to 2325 and encodes 774 amino acids. NCBI's taxonomy places the organism in Eukaryota, Fungi, Ascomycota, Pichiomycetes, Serinales, Debaryomycetaceae. The record is from RefSeq and is a predicted model, not a curated record. Gene Ontology annotation, cellular component: preribosome, small subunit precursor; nucleus. Gene Ontology annotation, molecular function: GTPase activity; GTP binding; U3 snoRNA binding. Gene Ontology annotation, biological process: maturation of SSU-rRNA from tricistronic rRNA transcript (SSU-rRNA, 5.8S rRNA, LSU-rRNA); ribosome biogenesis; endonucleolytic cleavage of tricistronic rRNA transcript (SSU-rRNA, 5.8S rRNA, LSU-rRNA).
AUGGCAGGAGGACAUUCUCAUAGAGGUACCUUGAAGAAGGCAAAAAAGCCUUUUAAAUCUAAGCAUGCCACCAAGGGUCAAUUAAAGGAUGCUUACAAAGGUAAAGUGGAAAAGACCAAGACUGGUUCCCAGAAAUCAAAUAAGGCCCACAGUAAAUUAGCAAGAAGAAAUAUUGCAAAGCAAAGCAGAGAUCAAAAAAUUUUAGAAACCAAGUUUGCUCGUCGUGUUUUUGAAGGAUCUCUGGCAGCUGAAAAGAUUGUCACUGUUAUAGCAUUGACACCUGAUUUAGCUCCUCAUAAGAUAGCAGCUCAAUUAGUUAACUCUGCUAAGGCUAACCCUGAAGAUCCUGAUGUUGCAUUUGAAUACCCAUCUGUAAAUGAUGUUAAAGUCGGAAGAUAUAAGUCCAAUCUUAAAGUUAUAAUACCGGAUCAAAAUAAUCUUUUAGCAGUCAUGGACGCAGCUAAAUGUGCAGACUUUGUUGUCUUUGGGAUAUCAGCUACAGAAGAAGUUGAUUCAAGCUAUGGUGAACAAAUUCUUAGAGCCCUUACCGCUCAAGGUAUUGCUUCAGUUAUUGGUGUAUUACCAAAUGUGGCAUCCGCAUACCCAAAGAGAAACUUGCAAAUGGAUAUUAGACAAUCAUUAUUUUCUUUCUUUACACAUUUCUUCCCUAGCGAAGAGAAGUUAUAUGCUUUAGAAGUUGAAGCUGAAGCAUCCAAUUGUAUUCGUACUAUAUGUCAAAAGUUCCCCAAAUCCAUAACAUGGAGAGAUUCAAGGGGUUACAUGGUGGCAGAUUCUGUUAAAUGGUCUACAGAAGAUCCAAAUAAUGGACAAUUGGUAAUUGAAGGAACAGUAAGAGGUAUUGGUUUUAAUGCUAAUAAGUUGGUGCAUAUCCCUGGCCAUGGCGAUUUCCAAAUAGAAAAGAUGGAAAAAAUAACUAGAAUGACCAGAAUGGGAGACAUGGAUUUGGAGGACAACAUAUAUAUUCCUAACGAGAAUCAGGAAUCAUUGGAUGAAUUGAACCCCGAAGAUAUUGAUUUUGAAGAUGAAGAAGGUAGCUGGGAAGACGAAAUUGAAGAUGGAUACAGUGGAAUCAGAAUGGAUGGACAACUGUAUUUCAACAAAUCUGAACCAAAGCCAACCAAACAGAUCAAAGCUCCAAAGGGUACUUCGGAAUACCAAGCAAGAUGGUUUGUUAACGAUGAAAUGCUUUCCGAAGAUGACGAAGAUGAGGACUCUAUUUUUGAAGAUAACGAAAUGGUGGAAGAAAACAUUGAUGAAGUUUCUGAAAACAAUAAUAAUGCUUCUGAAUAUGCUCCCACUGAAGCUGGUGAUGAAAUGUUUUUGGACUUGUCUCCAGAAGAAGAAGAAAGGCAAUUGAAUGAGUACAGAGCACAAGAAAAAGAAGAUUUGGAUUUCCCAGAUGAAUUGGAAUUGGAUCCAAGCAUGUCAGCAAAGAAUGUCUUGAGUAGUCAUCGUGGAGUCAAAUCCUUAUUUAACUGUGAUUGGGAUUUUGAUGAGCAUGAUCCACAGGCCCCAAGUGUUUGGAAGCGUUUGUUACGUAUAGGGAACUAUAAAGCUACCCGUAAUAGGGUGAACAAAGAAGGUAUCAAACAAGCCCAAGUGGUAAUUUCUAAUAAGGUAAGAAUUUUUCUUAAGGCACCUUCAUACAUCUUGGAAUCAGCGAACGCUCAAGUUCAACCAUUCAUCAUUUAUGAAUUAUUAGACCACGAACAUCAAUUAGCCGUGGUAAACUUUUCUUUCAAUACUUGGGAAGACUAUGAGAAGCCUGUUGUUUCCAAUGAGAGUAUUAUUGUUCAAUACGGACCUCGUAGACAAAUCAUUAAGCCAACAUUCAACCAAGCUACCAAUUCACCAAAUAAUGUUCACAAGUUUGAACGUUUUGCUCAUCAAGGAGUAACAACAAUAGCAACAACAAUUGCCCCAGUCACAUUUAAUAGUUCCCCAGCAAUUUUCUUCAAACCUACUCAAAAUGGUGGAAUUGAAUUUGUUGGUCUGGGUACCUUCCUUAACUGUGACCACACUAGAAUUAUUGCUGAAAGAACAGUGUUAACUGGUGAUCCAUUCAAGUUUCAUAAAAAUGUGGUUACUGUUCGUUACAUGUUUUUCAGUCCUGAAGAUAUCAAUUGGUUUAAAGCUGUACCAUUGUUUACCAAGUCUGGACGUACUGGGUUUAUUAAAGAGUCUUUGGGUACUCAUGGUUAUUUUAAGGCAACCUUUGAUGGGAAGUUGAGUGCUCAAGAUUGUGUAGCUAUGGCAUUAUAUAAGAGAGUCUGGCCUGAAGUAUCAACUCCAUGGUUAGGAUAA